Molecule: messenger RNA, 2245 nt
Organism: Zingiber officinale
Lineage: Eukaryota; Viridiplantae; Streptophyta; Magnoliopsida; Zingiberales; Zingiberaceae
Product: ankyrin repeat-containing protein At5g02620-like
Exons: 4
Coding region: 369-2033 (554 amino acids)
Cellular component (GO): plasma membrane
Molecular function (GO): protein phosphatase regulator activity; protein phosphatase 1 binding
Source: RefSeq, a predicted model, not a curated record
UUUACGCUAUCCUUCACAACAAACCCAAACCUGCCUACUUCUGCUUCUACUUUAAACUGUGGCACGAACCGUAAGGCCAGUGCCCACCAUCUUUACGCACAAAGCGAGUUUUUUUUGCGCAUUUAACACAAGUUCGAAAGAUUGACCGGUGUGCAUCUUAGUGCUUGCAUCUUUAGCUGCUCAAGGUUCGGGACUGGGGACGCGGAGGAGAGUAGCAAAAAAGACGGGUCUUUGAUGCUCCAUCUCGAUCGAGGGCCUGAUUUAUCUGCUAGAAAUCAAGAAAACUUGGACCUUUAGCAGUAGGGGGUUUGGUUGCUCUGAUUAAGCGUAAAGAUUUUCUUGCAACAGUUCUUCCGUGUGCUUUGGACAUGGAGAAGCUGCCGAGAGUUGGAGCCUUGGAGAAGUUGCAGAGCUUUCGGUUGGGGAAGCAAAAGAGUUUUCGAUUGGGAGUUAGACAGCAAAGCUUCAAAGAAAGGAAGAGCAAAAACAGCCCAGGAAAGCGAGGGGAUCUGGAGCUCCAUCUUGCUGCAAGGGCUGGCAACGUAUUGCAUGUGCAGAAGAUUCUUUCAGAUUGUAGUGAGGCCGAGUUGAAGGAUUUGAUUUACAAGCAGAACCAGGAUGGCGAGACCGCACUGUAUGUUGCUGCAGAAAAAGGUCAUGUCGAGGUUGUCCGGGAGAUACUGAAAGUCUCAGACAUUCAAUCAGCUGGGAUCAAGGCAGACAACAGCUACGAUCCAUUUCAUAUAGCUGCUAAGCAAGGGUAUCUUGAAGUUUUGAAGGACCUCUUGCAACCUUUCCCAGCUCUGGCCAUGACAACAAAUUCAUUAAAUUCUACAGCCUUAGACACAGCUGCAACUCAAGGACAUAUUCAUAUUGUUAACCUUCUGUUAGAAACUGAUGCAAGCCUUGCUAAGAUAGCAAAGAAAAAUGGGAAAACAGUUUUACAUUCUGCUGCAAGAAUGGGACAUGUGGAUGUGGUAAAAUUGCUAUUAGAAAAAGAUCCUAGCAUUGGCUUAAGGACUGAUAAGAAGGGGCAGACAGCAUUUCACAUGGCUGCAAAGGGACAAAAUGUUGAAAUGCUGAUGGCAUUGCUGGAGCCUGAUGAAUCAAUAGUUAAUUUGGAGGAUGGCAAGGGGAACAGACCAUUGCAUAUUGCUACAAGGAAGGGUAAUCUAAAGAUUGUGCAAGUUUUGUUGCAAGUUGAAGGAAUUGAGGUCAAUGCAGUGAAUAGAACAGGUGAAACUGCCCUCAGCAUUGCACAAAAAACUGAAAAUGAAGAUAUUGCUGCAAUUUUAACAGAAUUUGGUGCAGUCGUUGCAAAAGAAUCGACAAACACAGCAUCUGCUGCAAAGCAACUGAAGCAAACAGUCAGUGACAUAAAGCAUGAUGUUCAAUCUCAACUUAAGCAAACCCGUCAAACAGUAAUGAGGGUGCAAAAGAUCAAGAAGAGACUUAAGAAGCUACACCUCGGAGGCCUCAAUAACGCCAUCAAUUCAAAUACCGUGGUUGCAGUGCUCAUAGCCACUGUGGCCUUUGCUGCGAUAUUCCAACUUCCAGGGUCUUUUGUCGAUCAAGCUCAACCGAAAUUUACUCUUGGACAAGCCUACAUAGCAGAUAACGCAGCAUUCAUCACAUUUCUGGUCUUCGAUUCUUUGGCUUUAUUCAUCUCACUAGCUGUGGUGGUUGUCCAGACUUCCUUGAUUGUUAUUGAGCAGAAGGCAAAGAGGAGGAUGGUUUUUGUGAUGAACAAGCUUAUGUGGCUGGCUUGCCUCUUUAUAUCGGUCGCCUUCAUCUCUCUAACAUAUAUUGUUGUGGGAAAGCAAGAUCUGUGGCUGGCUUGGUUAACCAUGGCCAUUGGUGCUUCAAUUAUGUUGGCAACUUUGGGAUCUAUGAUCUACUUUGUAAUUGUUCACAGAAUUGAAGAGAAGAACAUGAGAAACAUGAGGAGGAACUCAGAGAGCAGGUCCAUGAUAUCAGUGGCUUCAGACUCAGAAUUACUAAAUAGCGAAUACAAAAAGAUGUAUGCUCUUUAGGAUCUACGUAGAUAUAGUUUAUACUUCUUGUCACUUGAAGGGCUAUUAUGAACCUUAAGUUAUUGGUUUUGUGUACAUGGCUAAGCUCACCAUUGAAACGUCAAACAAAACUUUGGAGUUGACUUUUUUGGCAUCAAAUUCUUCAGAGGUUAAGAACACUGCCCUUGAUGAUCAUUGGAUAAUAAAACUUUGGUGGGAGUUUUAACUCGUUA